Sipha flava (yellow sugarcane aphid) is the source of this 1407-nucleotide messenger RNA. RefSeq lists its product as uncharacterized. Lineage: Eukaryota; Metazoa; Arthropoda; Insecta; Hemiptera; Aphididae. The record is from RefSeq and is a predicted model, not a curated record. Bases 666 to 1175 code for a protein of 169 amino acids. The transcript has 4 exons.
UUGCUUAUAACAUUUUCAUCGGUAAUAGAAUAGAUCAAAAAAGUUUUUUUAGCCGUAUAGUAGUAUUUAUUUCGGAAAUUCCGGGCCAUGACGACGAUACUGACGUGUCACGACGACUGUUGGCAAAUUGAUUGCUAACGUUAUCGUAAUCGUAGCUCAAUACUUUCCUAUCAAUUGACAUUUUAUUAUAGAACACCUAAAUAUUCUUUCAUUUUAUCGCCGACUGCAGCAGUACACGUGUGCCAAGAAAUUAUAUAACUGUUUUAAGUGUGUAAGGUGUCCAUACACAAACGUUGUUGGGAAUUCGGUCAGUGCUGCGCGAUCAAGGCUGCAAACGAACGGUCGGCUACUAUCGCCACUGAAGUUGAAGUCUCCGAGAACGCGGGACCAUCUACACGGAUGAUGGUGGACUUACGCGAAGUCUCGACGGAGACAACCAUAAUGCAUUUGGUAGAUAAUUCAAUGCAGACGGACGUAUUCGACCAAUUACACGUCUCAACUGAAACCGAUGUAUUGGACCAGUGUCACACAACAACUCAGACCGAGAUAUUAGACAAGUCUCACGUGUCGACUGAGACCGUUGUGUUCGACCAGUGUCACGCAUCGGUUCAGACCGAAAUAUUGGACUCGUGUGAUGUGUCGACUGAGACCGAUGUGUUUGACCAAUGUCACGCAUCGGCUCAGACCGAAAAAUUGAACCCGUGUCAUGUGUCAGCUCAGACCGAUGUGCUGGAUUUAGACCAGUGUCACGUGUCGAGCCAACUGAACUUGGAUAUGACCCUUUACUGAUCGUCAACGAAAGUGCAGUUUCUCCCGGAGAUGUUCCGAUGUGCGAAAAAAUCCACAGUGGACCGGCGAUGGCAUCAAACAGAAAUGCUCAUGAGUUAUUGUCCUUUCCAAAUGGUGGACCAGAGGCUGGUGACACGGACGACGGAACAACCGUAUUGAACGUAGACCGUAUGAGUUCGAGGACAGAACUCACAAAAGAAAUUACAAUGACGGCCAAACAACGGAUGCGUAAAAUCAAAGUAGAGAAGAACAUCGCGUUGAAAGUGAACACGGAUGCCGUAUCUGCGCUACAAGAAUUGUGUAUGGCUCGAUGGUGGAAAAUACCGGAGUAUCAUUCAUGCGUUAAAAUAGCUGAUAACCAUUUUCAAAUAGAAUGCUCUUUAUGAGGGUACACGGUCAAAGGCGAAGGAUGGUCGAAAAAAGAGGCUAAACGUCAGGCAGCCUACAAUGUGUAUAUGGUCGUUAAAAAUCAAGAUUAGCUUCGUUGUAUUGAAAUUGAACGGGAGAUGAGCGAGGAUGUGAUUUUUCGGCUGCAUCCGAAUUGGGUCCCGAAUUAUUUUAGGUACACUCAGAAAAAUAUCUUUCAAUGUUUUAAUGAAAUGUAAUCAUUAUUUUGAA